CUGUGAGUUCUAAUUCGGGUUACUUGAGAGAUGAGGAUGCCAUGGAGAUAAGUGUAUAGAGAGUGUCAGAAAGUAAUUGAUAUGGUUCUGGGCAGCACCCUCCAUAUCACCAUAGCAAGACGUGCAGACCCAAGAGUCAGACCAUUGGUUGAGCCUUGCUAGAUCCACCUGGUGCUAGCUGUGUGGCUCUAGUGAGCCACUUAACCAGUCUGUGAUUCAUCACUGGAAAUGGGGCCAAUAACGCCUCGUGGAGCCCUUGCGAUGCUCAAGGAAACCCAUGGAAAGUCCUGAAGCCCCUCUGGUGAGUGUACAGACAGAUCAUCGUGACAAGCACUGAUUCCAUACUCUAAUCAUUCUAAUCAUUCAGGUGGCCAGCUCACCACAGUGACCCACCUUGUUUUAGUUUUUCUAGUUGUUAAUUUUAUAAUCAAAAAGAUCAAGUAAGUAUUUACAUAUCUUUUAAGUUCAGUCUUUUUUUUUUAACCUUCAAAGCUUCAGGCUUUGGCCCGAUGAAAACAAGAGAAGCCUGUAUUGACGAGUGAUUCAGAAUCACAAAACCCAUCGCUGUUUUACUCAGCAGACCCGUUACGUUCCUUUGUGGCUUUCGGUUGGAAGACACCGUCGACUUGCUUUCACCUCCACUGUGCGUGUUUAGGUUAUGCCUUUGGCCACAGGCCUGGCCUUUCCAAGACUUGUUCCCCUUUUUCUUUUCAACUCCAAUUGAAGUAGAAUUUCAAGUGUAACCAAUAGGCUGUAAGCAUCUACUAAAUGCUAGGCACUUCGCUUAUUAUGCUGAAUCUUCCCAAUGACCCAAAAGGCACAUGAUACAAUCUUACUGUUGCAUGAGAGUCAGAGUUUUUGUUGUUGUUUCUUUGUAUUUUAUUUCUUUAUUUAUUAUCUUUAUUUUUAAAAGAUUUAUUUAUUUAUUAUAUAUAAGUACACUGUAGCUGUCUUCAGACACACCAGAAGAGGGCAUCGGAUCUCAUUACAGAUGGUUGUGAGCCACUCUGUGGUUGCUGGAAUUUGAACUCAGGACCUCUGGAAGAGCAGUCAGUGCUCUUAACCACUGAGCCAUUUGUAUUUUAUUUCUUUAAGACCUAGACCUUGUCUUUCACAGCCUAGGAUUCCAUAAAUCCUGUUCUUGAAGCUCAUCUAGAACUUGUGGCUUGGCUUGUGAAGACAGCCACUACAUAAAAUGCCCCCACUGGGAAAGAAAAAGCAGGUUCUUUUGCUCACAGCCAUCUGCUUUUUCUCCCUCAUGUGUGGCGCCCUAGUCAUGAGUACCCAGGAGCAGCAGGUGUCUCUGGCGACCAGCAGGUUCUACAGAGAGGUGUGCUGGAAGCUGAUGGUCCUGAGAGAAUUGAUGUUGGCCAGGCAGGAGGUCAUCCGUCUAAGCUUGUGAGCUCAGGAAAGUGUCUCUACCUGUUUGUCCACGCACUUUGCAAAUUUCCAGGGCACUGAACUCAUUAGAGAGACUGUAUUUGACUCAGAACAUCUUAGGCUGCCUCUCCAGACACGUCGAGAUUGCAGAGUGGCUCAAAUGCAGAGGCAAAAAAAGCAUUAUGGCUCUCGGGUAAAUGCAAGUCAGGGGAGAUAAUUACAUAUUAAUAGAGAUGUUUCUUGAAAGAGAAAGCUGUUUUCCCAAGCUCUGUGGGUAAUGACCCGGAUGCUGCAAACUACCUUCAGCAAGAAAGGAAGCAUAUGGGACAGUUAGGUGUGUGACUGACACGUGUAACAUCAUAAUAAAUUCUGACAGCUGGAUGCAUCCUGUGUGCUCAGUUCUCACACACACACACACACACUACACGUGUAAUUCUUACAUUGCUCUUGCCUGGUAGAAAAUGAUUUUGUCGUUAGCUGGGAAGAGAAAUUGAGACAUACCGACCUUUGAGUCUUCUCAGGGUCACUUGGGCAGUGGUUGACAAAGCUGGUGUUUGAAACUUGCCCUGGGUAACCAGAAUGAGUGUCAGACAUUGCUGUUUACAGCUCACACUCGAUGUAGCACACAGUUUACACCACUUCCCUUUCCUGCUGGCUUCUUCUUCUUCCUGGGCCCUGGAGAAAGAGCUUGCUAGGCCUCUGACAUGUUCCUCACAGCCAGUAGCUGCGUACUGACUCGUUGCACAGCUGGCCGUCCAUCUUAUCUCUCUUAGCAUCUGUCUGUGAGAAUCAUUGUUUCCACCCAUACUAUCUUACGUUCCCGUUAUCUGCCAAAUGGGUUUAUUUUCUCAGGUCUUUAAAAGAAGAAAAUAGGAUGAGCGAGGUGGCCCAGUUUUAAAAUGACUGUUUCACGAUGAGUGCGAGCACUGGAGUUUGGAGUCAAGGUCAUCCCAACGUUUUUCUGCUGCCUCGAGUUCUAAGUCUGAAAGGGCAACGUGGUGGUUUGUUAGACUACAGCAGAUCCUAAGGGGUAACUCACAAAGCUCUUGUAAUUCACAAGAGAGUAACUGAGUUGGGGGUUGGGAUGGCGGCAGUAAUGGAGGACCAGCCCUCCUGGGAACCAGCAGAUCUGAACAGCUCACCAAAUCUCUCUGCGCCCGUUUGCUCAUUUGGUGUGGGCAGAAAUAAUGCCAGGCGGCCCUGCAGGGAGUUGUAAGGAGAUAUGGUAGGAAAUCUGGAUAUGAUGGCUCAUGCCUGCCAACCCAGUGUUUGGGAAGGCUGAAGUAGGAGGAUCAUUACAAGUUCAAACCGGCGUUGGUUGCCUAGUUAGAUCCGGGUAUAGAGAGGAAGACUACCAAAACAAUCAAUCAAAAGGAGUACCCGGGAGAGCCCUUUAAAGCGUGGAGGAGCGUAUGCUUGAGGGGUUCUCAUGGUCUCGGGGCUCUUCCUGUUGCUGUCCUCGAUAGUUCGGUGGAAAUCUCUGCCCUCUAAUGACACGCUUUUAGUUUUCUAAAGGUUUUGAUAAAGUAGAAUUACUUGCCUGAGCUUAGAAGCAAUGACGUAGCGGAGUUGAGAAACUGUCCCCUCUGUCGACUUAAGAAUGCCAAGACAUAGUCCAAGUGAACUGAGAAGUUCCGAGCUCAAAGCAUGCCCUGUGCACACACAGGCUUGAGCACAUGGGUCCAAGCAGGACAUCCAUACACAUGCCUGUAGACACACACACACACACACACACACACACACACACACACAGAGAGAGAGAGAGAGAGAGAGAGAGAGAGAGAGAGAGAUGCGGUUGUGGAAGACAUGGGGCCAAUGCCUGGUUAGUUCUCCUGCUUCCAGACUUGAGAACCUGGACUCAUGGCCUUUUAAAAAUGAGCUGGGAAAUGUAUUUAACCAGAACUGUGGCUAAGUUGCAGAACUGGUUGAGGGGAUGAAACAUGAGAAGUACUUAGCAGCUUCUCAAGCUGAAGCAAGUGUGGGAGACCGGAGGGGAGGAUUGUUGUCUUUGGAUGCGGGAGGAAGUGCUCAGCUCUGGCAGGCAGGGCUGCUCAUUGUUUUGGUAGAAUGCCCAUUAUCAGACGUCUGUUUGGCAAGCUCAGUGGUGAGGUGUUUAGCCUUUCCAGUUACCGCAACAAGGAAGUACUGUGGGCAGUUAGUGAGCAAGAGGCCAGUGCGCAUGGCAGCUCCCUACACUGGAGAACCAUCUACCUCUGAAAAUGUACGGUGCUGAGAUUGAAAAACGGAUCUGAGGCUGCAAAUCUCUGAACACCAUGCCACAACCUCAGUUCCUCAGACCUAAGUAGGCGUGUUGUGCAGUAAGUGGGAUCCCAAUAGUCCUAAGACACGCCUGGUUGUAGAAACGGAGUUACUGAUGGCAAACCUUGGUGGUUCCCACUCAUGACCAAGUCACUCCUACAGACUGGCACCAGCAGCUGUUGUUCUCAACAAAAAGGGAAACUUCCUAGCUGUAUUUCCCUACCUGCCCCAAGGGCUUCUUAGCACCCUCUGCCCUGUUCCCCUCUGUGUUCUAUAGGCUGUCCUGUGAGCUUUUAAUGUCCCACUGGUUUGGAGUAGCAAAGACUCACUUUAUUCAGAAGCCAGAGACAUAGGAUUGAAUUCGGAAGCCUUCUCUGCUAUCCUGGAAUUCCUUCAUAAAGGUGUUCCGGCAUGGAGACCGAGGUCCCAUCGAGACCUUUCCUAAUGACCCCAUUAAGGAAUCCUCGUGGCCACAAGGAUUUGGCCAACUCACCAAGUGGGGCAUGGGACAGCACUACGAACUCGGAAGUUAUAUAAGGAGAAGAUACGGGAGAUUCUUGAACAACUCCUAUAAACAUGACCAGGUUUAUAUCCGAAGCACAGAUGUUGACAGGACUCUGAUGAGUGCUAUGACAAACCUCGCAGCCCUGUUUCCCCCUGAGGGGAUCAGCAUCUGGAAUCCCAGACUGCUCUGGCAGCCCAUCCCAGUGCACACCGUGUCUCUCUCUGAGGAUCGGUUGCUAUACCUGCCUUUCAGGGACUGUCCUCGCUUUCAAGAACUCAAGAGUGAGACUUUAAAAUCUGAGGAGUUCCUGAAGAGGCUUCAACCAUAUAAAAGCUUCAUAGACACCUUGCCAUCGCUGUCGGGAUUCGAGGACCAGGAUCUUUUUGAAAUCUGGAGUAGGCUUUACGACCCUUUAUAUUGCGAGAGUGUUCACAAUUUCACCUUGCCCACCUGGGCCACAGAGGACGCCAUGACUAAGUUGAAGGAGUUGUCAGAAUUAUCUCUGUUAUCUCUUUAUGGAAUUCACAAGCAGAAAGAGAAAUCUAGACUCCAGGGGGGCGUCCUGGUCAAUGAAAUUCUCAAGAACAUGAAGCUUGCAACUCAACCACAGAAGGCCAGGAAGCUGAUCAUGUAUUCUGCACACGACACUACUGUGAGUGGCCUGCAGAUGGCGCUAGACGUUUAUAAUGGACUUCUACCUCCCUACGCUUCCUGCCACAUAAUGGAAUUGUACCAGGAUAAUGGGGGGCACUUCGUGGAGAUGUACUACCGGAAUGAGACCCAGAACGAGCCCUACCCACUCACGCUGCCGGGCUGUACCCACAGCUGCCCUCUGGAGAAGUUUGCAGAGCUACUGGACCCCGUGAUCCCCCAGGACUGGGCCACAGAGUGUAUGGGCACAAGCAACCACCAAGUGCUGAGGGUCAUCCUUGCCACUACGUUUUGCCUGGUAACCGGGAUCCUGGUGAUAUUGCUGCUUGUUCUCAUCCGCCACGGACCCUGCUGGCAGAGAGACGUGUAUCGGAACAUCUGAUCAGACAGCCGACUUCCGGUGAUGUGUCUCCGUGAAGCAGCACCGGCAGGAAGCUCUUCCGCCACGCGGGCUCUGUCCUGCCCAUGCCCUCCGUUUAGAACUUGUCUAGAGAUGGUGUGAGCUCACCGCCUCAGGGUGAGUGCAGAGCUGGCACGUUAGUUCUGUCUCCUUGCCACAUAGCUGUGGUGUGGGCUGCUCACAGGGCUAGGGUAGGUCUCUUUUGCAAGGGACGCCUCCGUCCUCUCACACAGAGGUCCCGAGAGAAAUAAGAAGCCAAAUUCUUUCCCACACACCUUGUGACUACGAAGAGAAAAGGGAGAGAAAGUGGGACCAAGAUGUCGAUUAGAACAUACCAAGUAACUCGGAAUGUUAGUGUAGAAGUGGAGGGUCCGCAGAAAAAUGACUUUAGUUAUUCAAUAUGCCUCUCUUCCUCCCUCUCUCCCUCCCUCCCUCUCUCCCUCCCUUUCCCUCCCUCUCUCUUUCCCUCCCUCCUCCCCCCUCCCUCCCUCCCCCCUCUGUCUCUCUCUGUCUCUCUCUCUGAAAGGCAAUUCAAACCCAGAGUUUCAUAACUGACAAACUUCUGUGUGUACAUCUAACACACAUACACACACAUCCAUAUUCAAAAUGUCUUUAGGUGAACUGUAGCAUCAUUCACCUUAAGCACCGUUCAGGUCAUUUCCUCUCAGUUUCCAUACAGAGAAAUAACUGGAAAACCAGUAAGAUAAGUUCACCCCCCCCACCCCCACCCCCCUCACUGCCUUAUUUUCAUGCAGCUGCUAUCACAUUCACUUUUAAAUUAUAUCUCUUCAUGGUCGCUAUGAAAUGAUAGUUUUUUUUUUAACUUAUUUAAUUUUUACUGUAGUGCUGGAAUGCAAACCCCCUGGGUCCCCUGCAAGCGCAGAGAGUACUCUAUGUGAACUACGCCCUUAGUCCUCUAUGACUUUUGUAAGUGUCAACACAGAAAGUAAAGAUCCCGUGAGAAUGACAACCUACGGGCUUAAAUCCUAUUUCUUCUUCUAAAGUAGAAAACUCCAAACAAGAUGAAUGCAGAAGUCGCGUCUAGAUUUCAUUCUCGGUGAACAGCUUUAUUCUGCUUCCACCAAGUAUGAGUCAUGGUCCCAUCAAACGCUUCCAUGACGAGCACCACCCAUGAAGUCAGUAGGAAAAAGACCAAAAUGUACUUUAUACCGUGACAAUCUGCUCCAGACACACAAGCAUUCGGCUGGUGAUAAGUUUGAUCUUGUUCCUCAGUAGGUUGCCCUACUUCCUUGGGGUUGUCCAGAUUUCAAAAUAUGCCUGGUGGGCGGGGUUAGAGAAGGACCUCUCUCCUCUGACCGUGCUUCUCCACUCACAUGUGCUCUUCUGAGGACAGACUGAGAAGUUCAAGCUCCCAACACCAUACUCAGAAUUCACCUUGCAGGACUGUCUAGAUGUGGGGUGCUGGGACCUUUGACUCCCAGCACGGAACUCUGCUCUCCACACAGAUCCUCACCCCAUCCCUCGAGGCCCACAGGUUAAAUACGACUCGCUCAUGUCUAUAGCCUGUACUUUUAAUAUCAUUCUCAGUGAGCCAGAGUCAUUGAAAACAAAACUCAAAGAGCUCGCUCUCUCUCUCUCUCUCUCUCUCUCUCUCUCUCUCUCUCUCUCUCUCUCUCUCAUGCAUGUAUUUAUGUGAGUAUGCAUGUGAUAUGAGCACACAUGUGUGUGUGCUGUCUUCUCACACGUGCUCAGAGAACAAAGGAGGAUGUCACACGCCCUGCUCUAUUAUUUUUCUUAUUACCUUGAAACAAGACCUCUCACUGAACCCAGAGCUAUUCUGACAUCCAGCAAGCCCCAGUGAUCCUUCUGGCUUGUCUCCACAACACUGAGGUUACAGGGACACAGGGCCACACUCAACUUUUGACAUAGGUGCUUGGGACCUGAACUUGGGUCCUCAUGCUUGGACAGCAAGGGCUCUUACCCACCUACCCAUUUGCCCAAUCCCCAGGACCUACCAUCUCUUUGAUUACUGUAUAGAGAGCUCUCAAGCUUACCAUCACUAUGUCCUUUAUCUUCUUCCAUUGGUAAAUACCAUAGCCAGUUUUCAUACGCCGUGGCAGAAUCCCAAGUGACAAAUGCUCUAUAGGGAUUGUGCAAAGCACACAAAUGAACUGUAGGGUGUCUCAGAAAAUAAGCAACUUCGAGGUUGGGGAUUUAGCUCAUCGGUAGAGCGCUUGCCUAGCAAGUGCAAGGCCCUGGGUUCAAUCCCCAGCUCCGAAAAAAGGAAAAAGAAAAUAAGCAACUUCAACAAGAGGGGAUGUGAACUCCUGGUACUGAUAACCGCUUGGUAGAUGGGACCAAUGUGACCAUUCUGGUUGCCAUGGUGAUAUUGUUGCAAGAGCAUCACUAGAGCUGCGAUCACCUCUGUUGUGAUGUGUGUUCCUUAUCAUUUGAGAAGCCUUUGCAUAGCACUGCCAUGUAGCAAUCACUAACUUGUUGAUAGUAAUUAUAAAAACCACCAGUGAUGCAUAUACAGGAAAACAGAGACAGAGAGAGAGAGAGCUAGGUUAUCCUGUGCUUUGAUGGCAUAGCACAGAGAAUUGGGAAACUUGUGGAAAAAAAAAUCCUACUGCUUAAGAAAUGGCAUACGUGAGGCUCCGACUGGCAUUCACUGGACAGCUUUUAUAUGGAGACUGACAUUUCUUCACUCAGCAGCUUUUUAUACAUUUCUUCCCUGGAUUUACUUGUGUUUCCCAUUUUCUCAACUCCCUGCCCUCUUUCUAUCUUGCUCUAAUAUUGUUAGCAUUGAUUCCUCACAGUCAUGGAGGCUUCUGGUUUUUUUUUUUAAAGCCAAAUUAUAACUGCUUUCUCUUUCAAACCCCUCUACAAAAGACCACAGGAGCAAUAGUGAAAUGUUGGCCCCCUAGAUAGGGCUAAGAGACACAAAGAGUCACACUCGUGGUCUUAAAUGGUCCACAGACACAUUUGUAAUGUUAAGCUUUUUUUUAAAAUGAAAUGAAUUCUAACAUAAAAUUUUUAUUUAAUGUAAUGCAUGUAAGAUAACAUUUCAGGAAAAAGUGUUCAUGGAAUAUUUUAAGGCAAUUUUCAUACUAAGUAUUCAAAAAUGUGAUGUGAUGUUUUGUUCCAAGUUGGAGUAGCCACCUUUGAGGACUUGGGAGUCCCUGGUGGCUCCCAUACUGAAUAGUUCUGGCCUAGGCCAUUAGAUGACAGCCUAAUCUUUUUAAAGCAGAGAAAACACAUCCUUUAUUUAUAAAAUAAGCUUUUGGGUAUUGUGAAGAAACAGACAUCAUCUUUAGGACGGGGAAACAGCUCUCUGACGAAAUGCCUGCCUAGCAUAGACAAGCCCUGAGUUCCAUCCCCAGAACCACAAUAAACCAAAGUAAAGCAAACACA
Rattus norvegicus (Norway rat) is the source of this 8570-nucleotide messenger RNA. The record is from RefSeq and is a predicted model, not a curated record. NCBI's taxonomy places the organism in Eukaryota, Metazoa, Chordata, Mammalia, Rodentia, Muridae.